CGAAGAGGUCGUAGUAACAGGUGACGAUUAGAGGAACGUACAAACAAAAUGAGUGCAGCUAGGCCUUUAAUACGAAAUUCGGCCACAUUAAUUUUAGCUGCUAGAAACAGCCAACUUAAGAGCGCCUUUGACUGGAGGGUCUUGUUACUGGAAAGAGCCGCUAAAAGUGCAUUUAUGCCAAGUAUGUAUGUUUUCCCUGGUGGUAUAAUCGACAAAGCUGACUUUUCUAAUGACUGGAUGGAACUAUUUAAAGAGUCCUUCACUAAGUUUGGCACAAACUUCACAUCCCUUGUUGAUAUUCAAGGACCACGCCCACCUGUGGUGAAGACAUCUGGACCUACAGGUUUACCAAGUGAUAUCGCGUUAAGAAUUUGUGCCAUCCGAGAGACAUUUGAAGAGUCUGGCGUUCUUUUAUUAAAGAGCUUCUCUUCUGAUAAACAAUACGAAAAUCUUGAAAUAGAUAACGUUCGGAAUUGGAGGAAAGAAGUGCAUGCAGAUGCCUCCGUGUUUUUCACUAUGUGCAGGAAAUUUAAAUGUGUUCCUGAUGUGUGGGCCCUGAGUGAGUGGUCAAACUGGCUGACACCUGCUCAUUUACCCAGACGAUAUGACACAAUGUUCUAUAUUGCCUUUCUUGAUGAGGAACCAUUAGCACUCCAUGAUGACAAGGAGAUGACUCACUCAAAGUGGAUGAUUCCAGCUGAAGCUGCUGCAAAGUUUAUGGCACGCAAGAUUAAGAUUGGAUUCCCUCAAGUUUAUGAGCUGUUAAGGUUUUGUCGAUUUCCAAAGUGGGAGGACUUUCAAUCUUUUCAGCAAAACCGUGCUUCAGAUGGAUGUGAACAAUGGCUUCCUAUCAUAACGCAGUGUGUUGAUGGCACUCUGGUUGUAUUUCCACAUGAUGAUCUUUAUCCAUCUUUGAAAAAGAGAGUCAUGGAAGAAUUAACAAAAAGUACAACAGGACAAAUUUCACUUUUUAAUCAAUCAGAGACACUAGCGCAGUUAAAUGCAAAGGGAACAAAUUUUAAUCGAUUGUGCCUCGAGUCCGGUGUUCCAUGCAACAUGAUGAUUAAUGUGCAACUUCCUCAUGGACAGUGCUUACCAGUGGUGGAUUUUGAAAGGAUUAAUGAACUUGCUGGAGACUCAGUUGAGUCACAUCUCUGAACACAAUGGAUUUCUAGUCUAAAAAAGAUCGACCAGUAGAAUUUUGAUAUUGAGUUCAGCAGGAUUAAACGGCAUUUAGUAAGGAGAGUCUAAGAACCGCGUAAAGGAAAAAAAAAGUGAAUUUGCCCGCAAAAUUUACUCGGAAAUCUUUGCGCAAAACCCUUUCAAAGGUUACAUACUGAAACACGUCGAUGCAUGGUACUAAAGACUGCGACACAUCCAAGAAUGUGUUCUUCCUGACAUUCAAAUGAAAUCGAAGGUAAUUAACCUUUGUUCUUCCCCUGCCACUAAAACGGUGAAUUUUAUACCAGGACGUACCACUGAAAUGGAUGUAAAAGAUCUUUUAGGCCAUGAUAU
This is a messenger RNA of Pocillopora verrucosa, 1515 nucleotides long. Its product is annotated as acyl-coenzyme A diphosphatase NUDT19. Gene Ontology annotation, cellular component: mitochondrion. Gene Ontology annotation, molecular function: hydrolase activity, acting on acid anhydrides, in phosphorus-containing anhydrides. The record is from RefSeq and is a predicted model, not a curated record. NCBI's taxonomy places the organism in Eukaryota, Metazoa, Cnidaria, Anthozoa, Scleractinia, Pocilloporidae.